Messenger RNA from Cydia strobilella, 2785 nucleotides. RefSeq names its product coatomer subunit delta (gene deltaCOP). NCBI's taxonomy places the organism in Eukaryota, Metazoa, Arthropoda, Insecta, Lepidoptera, Tortricidae. The coding region runs from base 124 to 1656 and encodes 510 amino acids. Gene Ontology annotation, cellular component: COPI vesicle coat. The transcript is spliced from 15 exons. Gene Ontology annotation, biological process: retrograde vesicle-mediated transport, Golgi to endoplasmic reticulum; endoplasmic reticulum to Golgi vesicle-mediated transport; Golgi localization. The record is from RefSeq and is a predicted model, not a curated record.
GCAACCCAAAUUCCAACGAAAAAUUAAAAAUAUUUCUACACGUCAUCUGUCGACUGUCAAACAGUUUUACGCGAGGGUUUUCUUAUUUUUAAUGCAAAUUGGUCUGUUUUGAACAAUAACAAAAUGGUGCUUAUAGCAGCUACAGUAUGCACUAAGUCAGGGAAAGCCCUAGUGUCACGACAGUUUGUGGAAAUGACGAAGGCGCGGAUAGAGGGACUGCUGGCAGCCUUCCCCAAGCUUAUGACUGGAGGCCGCCAACACACCUUCGUCGAGACUGAAUCAGUCAGAUAUGUGUACCAGCCGCUGGACAAGCUGUACAUGCUGCUCAUCACCACAAAGGCCAGCAACAUCCUUGAGGACCUGGAAACUCUCCGCCUCUUCAGCCGAGUGGUACCUGAAUACUGCACCCAGUUGACUGAAGCGGAGGUGUUGAACCAGGCCUUCAACCUGCUCUUUGCCUUCGAUGAGAUUGUGGCUCUCGGGUACAGGGAGAGUGUCAACUUGGCACAGGUUCGUUCCUUUGUCGAAAUGGACUCUCAUGAAGAAAAGAUUUAUCAGGCUGUUAGACAGACUCAAGAGAGAGAAGCGGCUAACCGUAUGCGCGAGAGAGCAAAGGAGCUUCAGAGAGAAAGGCUCGAAGCCGCCAAGAGGGGCGGAGCGCCCCGCAGCACCAUGGCCUUCGGUAGUAGCGGUGGUUUCGGCAACCAGUCGAUGUCUUCAGCUGCAGGAGUGGAACCCAUCGCGGAGAAGAUACCCACUACACCCGCGAGGGACACUCGUCCAGCAACUCGUUCAGCGAUGAAGCUCGGCUCCCGCGGCACCGACGCCGAGUCCUUCGUGUCCAAACUGCGCAGCGAGGGCGACGCCGCCGCCGCGGUCACCCCCGCUACUCAACCCGACGUCAAACCUGGGGCUUUACCGGCGCCCGACCAGAAAGAUGUUCACCUGAGAUUUGAGGAGAGGCUUAACCUGGUGGCCGGACGCGACGGUGACAUACAGAGUUUCGAGCUCUCUGGUCUCCUGACACUGCGUAUCAGUAACGAACAGUUCGGCCGCAUACAAGUGCACGUCGAUAACAAGGACACCAGGCCGUUGCAGUUACAGACUCACCCCAACGUGGACAAAGAGGCGUUCCGAUCCAGCGGCGUCAUCGGCCUGAAGCAGGCGCAGAGACCGUUCCCACUCCACUCUGACGUCGGCGUACUAAAGUGGCGUCUCGCUACCGCCGACGAUAAGCUCGCCCCUAUCUCAGUCAACUGCUGGCCGUCAGAGGGCGCCAACGGCGGCUGCGACGUCAACAUCGAGUAUGAACUCGAGCAGGACCACCUUACUCUGCAAGACGUCACCAUCAACAUUCCUCUGCCAACCGGCAACAGCUCAGUAGUGGUCCACCAAUGGGAGGGUAGCUACGCGCAGAAAGGUCGUAACCUGAUCUGGAGUAUCCCACUCAUCGACAGGCAACACAAGUCAGGCAGUCUUGAGUUCACGGUAACCCCAGCGAUCCCCAACGACUUCUUCCCGCUGACCGUGUCGUGGAGCUCGGACACCACGCUGGCGCUGCUCGCGGCCGUCCGCGUGGCGCAGGCCGCCGACGGCGAGCCCGUCGACUACUCGCAGGAGAUCAGCUUCCAUCCAGACAAGUAUGAGAUCGUCUAGGUGCGUUACACCCGAUCGAGGGGUUACUGGUCAAACCCAAUGAGUCGUGCAAAUGGGUUUUUGAAAUUAGAACUAUGUAUGACAUGCGUAGAGAGAACUCUACGCAUACUUACAUAAGAAUAUUUAAUUGACAAAAUUUAUCUCGAUUUAUCGGGUCGGUGACCGCCCAUCCUUCGCAAUUUCAGUUAGGCAAACUAGUAGUGACCGUGAGAUAUGUAUGAAAGUUAACUUUUGUUAUUUCUUACUUCAUAAAUGAUCUAUCAUUAUCGUUUGUAAAGCGGCCGAAUGCGCGCCUGUUGACUAUUCGCAGGAGAUCAGUUUCCAUCUUGACAAGUAUGAGGUCGUCUAGGUGCGUUGUCACACCCAAUGGAAGUUGUACAAACUCGUUGACUAUGAGAUUCAUUUAAAACUUUCGCAUUUUAAACAUUUAAACCGGGUCUGUCGCGAAUUUGUUUUGCUUCAUUUCCGACGUUUUGACGCAGGUUUCAUUCAGAAAUAUAAUCAUAUUCAUUUAUUUGCACAUAAAAAGGGUUUUACAUAGAAGAUAUUAUAAAAGUUACAUGAUCUAGCCUUUGUAGCUGUUUUUUGGCAGCAUGCAAAUGGGUCCUUAGAAAUCAUAAUCAUUGUUUUACUGGUCGGCACCACGACCACGCGAUGCAUGUAGGCUGUCUUUCGUUCUUUGUUUCUUUAAUAAAAAACAUCAAACUCGAUGUAUGUACCAACUUAUUAUCAUGGCUAUUAUGUGUUUGCGAAAUAAAAUAUUACACAUUUAAAUUAAGUUUAAAUUGUUUAUUCAUUUAUUUUAUUGUAGUUAAAAUACCAUGUUCACAUAAGUGAGGACACUUUGUAAAUCAUUGAUAACAUAUUUUUUAGCUAAAAAAGUAUUAUAAAAUGUGUCAAUUCUACUCGUACAUACCUACCAAAAUGGUAAGAGUAAGAAUGUCUACUUUGUCUAAUUAUGAUUGAUCGAUUUUAAAGAUAACUUUAGGAGUAAGUCACAUAUGCAUAACGUUCAAAAUUGAACAUGUUGCAAAAUAUAUGUAUUUAAACCUAAACUGAUUAUAUUAAUGUAAAAUAGCUAUACAAACUGUAAAAUAUUAUAAUAUUAUCAAUAAACACUGAAAAUAUA